UUGUAAAAUAUAUAAUAUGGAUGACGAUACUAGUGAUAAUGAUCCAUAUUUUUUUGAGCUUGUACGAAAUAUUGAGAGAGAAAUUGAAAAUGAAAUUAGAGAUAUUACUGACGACGAUAGUGAUGAU
Dentiscutata erythropus is the source of this 127-nucleotide messenger RNA. The record is from the annotation of a GenBank genome assembly. NCBI's taxonomy places the organism in Eukaryota, Fungi, Glomeromycota, Glomeromycetes, Diversisporales, Gigasporaceae.